Argiope bruennichi is the source of this 10621-nucleotide messenger RNA. RefSeq names its product pleckstrin homology-like domain family B member 1. Gene Ontology annotation, molecular function: protein binding. Bases 376 to 3906 code for a protein of 1176 amino acids. The record is from RefSeq and is a predicted model, not a curated record. The transcript is spliced from 21 exons. Lineage: Eukaryota; Metazoa; Arthropoda; Arachnida; Araneae; Araneidae.
GUACGAGUGGGGCAUUCCGGGAUAAGUUUUCAAUGUCCGGAGAAUUAACGUCUGCUGAUUGAGUGUUGUUUACCUUUUAAGGGAUUUAAUUGAAAGACUUGUAUUAUCAUAUCUUUAAAUUUUAUGAGAUAGAACUUGAACUAAGUCUUCUGAAGAUUUCUUGGAAUUGGAAGGAAGAUGGCUAGAGAACACAAGAUAAAAUAAUCAAACUAUAAACAAGAUGUGAUUUGAAAGAAAUACAUAAGGUAUGAAAAUCCAUGGUUCAUGAACUAUGUAUUGCAGCAAUGUUUCAUAUUAUUUCUAGAAACUUGAGCCAAGAAAAUUGGUGAAGCAUAAAGGGACAUGAUUGAUUAAAAUUUAAAAAAAGAUGACACCAUGGCAUCAUUAGGUGUUUGGAAGGUAUCAAACCCUUUUCCUUCUGGUUUGAGAAAUCCUGGUUUGCAGAAUGGAAGCUUUCUUGAAGUAGCAUCCGCUUCCAAGGAUGGUCUUUCCAUCUCUGAAAGUGGACGCUCUCUUAAAGUUCAAACUGAAGGGCCUCAUCUUGUUAGCCUUGGAGGCGGGAGGCUAAGUACUGCUGUAACUAUUCACCCUUUACCUGAAGGACGUGUUUUUGUUGGGUCCUCCGAUGCUGUUCCUUCUAAAGACAUUGUUAUUGAUGGCCCUGGAAUAGAAAUAGAUCAUUGUUUUAUAGAUAAUAAUAAUGGUCUGGUUACGAUAUACCCACAGUCUGGAGAUGUUUCAAUUGAUGGUGUCUUGAUUACAGAACCUACUUGUUUAUCUCAAGGAUGUAUGUUGACUCUUGGUCGCUCAAACUUUUUUCGUUUUAAUAAUCCUAAAGAAGCUCAAUUAAUGAAACAAGCAUCUCCUGCUCCUCGAAAAGUGCAAGCGUCUUCUAGUUUUGUUCCUGUUCAACCCUCCAAACAUUACCCACCUUUAAAUGGUUCCCAAUCUCUAGGAAAUCAAUACUUAGAGAGUAUUGACUUGGUGGAAAAAGUUUCAAAAUUUGAAUAUAUGUCACACAGUCAACCUGCACCAAUUACAUCUCAAGAUACUCCCAAGUACUUUGUGAAAGAAGGUAUACGGAUUCUUCAUUCAGCUCCACCUGUUAUGCGAGUUCAUAAAGGAUUUUCAUCUGAGAAUGUCAUAAACAAUCCUAGUUCUAUGUCUAGAGUUUACAGUCCUUUGACUGCAAAGCCUGGCUUUUUUACACCUCCUCCUUAUCCUCAACAAACUGUUCCUAAAAUUACUAUGUCACCAAAAACGAAAAGAUUGUUUUCUAAAACACCUGAUCCUGUGACUGGGCGAAAUUCCCCAGCUACAGCCUGGUCUGGCCGUUGCACCCCAAGUUCCCCUUUACCUGGAUGUAGAAGUCAUCAUGUGAGUGUAGAAGAUCUGAAGGCAUGUGAAUUCGAACUGCAUGAACAGCACCGGAAGGCAGUACAAGAAAGACUGAGAGAUCAAGAACAAGAGAAACAAGAAAGAUUACGUUUAGAAGAGAUUUUGAACUUAUGUGCUGAGUAUGAAGAGCAGGCACAGAAAGAACGCAAUGCGAAGCUCAAAGCUACAUCUGAUCCGAAAGAUCCUGCUUCUUCAUCUUCAUCAGGAGAAUUCAGUUCAGUGUCCACAGACUCUUCUGCACCUGCAUCGACUAAUUCUUCAAAUAAUUCUCAGGAUAUUAGCUCUAAAUCAGAUUCAAAUAUUGAAGGUUAUUCUUCAGAAGAUUCAAAGGAUAAAGUGGCUCUUAAGUAUCCUACUUUACCAACCCGCAGUGUUCAAAAUCAAAUGACUUCUAGUGUAAAAAGUAACAGUUCUGGAUAUUCUGUACCAAGUGGAUAUUAUACUGUUCCAAAUAGAAUAAAAACUAAUGGAUCUUUACCUCGUGAUCGAAAUAUUUCACAAAUUUCGCCAGUAGGUGAAGGCCAAGGUUUCGAUCUUCAUGCACCUUUAGAUGGUGUAUCAGCUAAUAGUGGUGCUACAACAUAUGUUAAUCAUAAGGCUUUAAAUUCUGCUUCUUCUGAGGAUGAAUUGUGUGCAAUUUUAGGAAAUAGUUCAGUUUCUAAACUGAGUCCAACUAAUGAACAUGGUCCAAGUAGUCCUUACAUGGGAACUGCUUUUCUAACAUAUCCUCAUUCUCCGAGAACUCGUAUCAAAACCGUUGCUGGUCACCAUGAUAAAGGACCUGAAGUGUAUGAAAAUAAGCAUGCCUUAAAUGAACUUGCCUCAAGGAAGAACUUGACACUGACUCUGCCAGAAACUAAUCAGCCAUUACCACCUGUUGAAGCAAAAAGUGAUGAAUUUUAUGAUAGUCCUAAAUAUUCUAAUGCAAACUAUAAAUUUUCUAAUCAGAGUGCAGUUGAUCUUGAAGAAGAAUUUAAUAAACUUCAAAGAGAAAAACAGCAGUGUUUAGAAACAAUGACUACCAUAAAGCAUAAAGUGUCUGAGCUUGAUUGUCAGAAAAACGAAGUGCUUAAUGAGCUUCAAUUGGAACAUGCACUGAUAUCAGGAGAACUGAAGGAUAAAGAGCAGUUGCAGAUAUUUGAUGGUAAUAAAUUAGCAGAAUUGCAAAGCAGAAAAUUGGCCAUUGAGCAAAAAUCAGAGCUAACGCAUCAAGAGCUUGAGGUUGCAAAGUUGAAAGUACACCAGCAAGAAAAGCUGGUUGAAGAUCUUCAAAAUGAGCUGUGUGCUAUGCAGCAUAAACCAUUAAAUGAAUCUGAGCUAACUGCUAAAUUAGACGAGUUAAAAGCGCAGUCAGAAUUGCUAGAGAUUGAAAGAAAAGGUUUUGAAGAUCUUGAAUUCCAACAACUUGAGUUUCAGGCUCAUGAAGAAGAGGAAAAAGAUCAAUUAAGUCAAGAAAUUGAGUGCUUCAAAGAAACUAUUGCUCAGAGACAGAUACAAUUAAGUGAACUGACUAAGCAGAAGCAAUCUAUUGCUGCACAGAUGGAGCAAGAACAGUUAAAAUGUGAUAAUCAGUUAAAGCUCUAUACUGAGCAAUUGCGUCAAGAAAUUUCUAAUUUAGAAGAAAUUAACAGCAAGCUGAAGGCAUUAACAAACAUUAAACCUGGACGUAGUCCUUGUUCUAGUCCUGAAAGUAGUCCUCGUACAUCUGAAUCAGAUAUGGAGGUUCAAAGAAAUGGUGUUUGGAAUAUGCCACCUCAUGGAACUUUAGUUGAUAAUACAGUUUCAAUGAGACAGCAAUCUGAAAGAGGUGACAACUGCAAUAGUUUCCAUAGUUUUGAAUCUGAAUCAUCUAGUCUUACCAGUUCUGACACAGGAAUAGAAAAUGGACGGCGGUCAGAGGAGAAGACCAAGACUGCUGACAGGGUGACGGAAGCAAACAAGGUGCACCAGAAAGAACGUGCCAUACAAUCUGCAUUUCAAGAUCAUACACCUCUAGUUAAUCAUCAUCAUCAGAAUGGUAACUAUGAAGUGAAACUACGAGACAAGCCCCGGUCACAACGGCCAUUGACUCGCUACCUUCCUAUUCGCAAUUCUGAAUUUGAUUUGCGCCAACAUAUCGAAUCUGCUGGUCACCAGAUUGAGCUUUGUAUUCAUAUUCACCUGACAUCAACCUCUUGUCAUGGCUAUCUUCACAAACUCGGGGGCACAUGGAAAACAUGGAGAAAACGAUGGUUUGUUUUUGAUAGAAUACAGAAAGCUUUAUUGUAUUAUAGUGAUAAAGGAGAAACAAAGCUGAAAGGAGGUGUAAAUUUUAUGGCUAUUGAAGAAGUAUAUGUAGACCAUUUACAUUCUGUGAAAAGCCCAAGUCCACAAUCAACAUUUUGUGUGAAAACCUAUGAUAGAGUGUAUUAUUUGAUGGCUCCUACUCCUGAAGCAAUGAGAAUAUGGGUAGAUGUCAUUUUCACGGGAGCAGAGGGUUAUCAUGAUUUCUUGGGAGAAGUUGAAUGAAAUAUAUGUAUAUAUUGAAUAUUGAAGAUGGAAAUUUGUAAAGAUUGGAACAAGCUGAAACUUUUCUAUUUGGUAUGAGGAGUAAUAUUUUGGUGCCAUUAACGAAUGUAUUGAAGUAAAUCAAGUCAUGCAGAAAGGGUGAAAUACUGUAAAUUAAUGUUCCUUUGAUGAAUAAUAAUAAUCGAUAAAUAGAUGCAGCUGUUACUUUCUUUAUGCUGGAUUCUGUAAUAUUUCUUCUACUGUAAAUUUUGUUUUUGAAUGCUGCUAUACAAAAUAAAAUUUUUAGUGUAUAGAUUUUUCAUAUCUUAUUAUGAAUUUCAAAAUUCUGGGGUAACUGCUUUUGCUGUCAACUUUUUAUUGAUAAUUUUAAAUGAUAUUGGAAAAAUUAGAAUUUUGUACACAUAAAUGUGUAGAACUUCUGAAAACAUUUUUAAAAAUUGAGGCAUAAUUUGAAUCAAAAUUUUGUGCAUUAGAAAUUUUAUGUUAUGAAAACAUAUUUGUAAAUAUAUUUGUAAGCUGAAAAUAUUGUGUAGCUUGAAUACUUAAGCAACAUGAUUAAAAACCCAUGUUGAGGACUUAACAUGGAAACUUGAAUUACUAAAGCAAUGGAAUAUACCUGUUAUUUAUUUUAUUUGUUCAAUAUUGCUUUGCAUUUUUUUAUUGUGAAAUUUCUACAAUUCUUGUUAAUUUUGUUAUACAAUAAAAUCUUGCACCUAGUUUAGUUUUAUGAUACACUUCUUGUGGAAACAGUGCUAGCAUUUUAGCUAAGAAUUGUGUUUAAUAUUGUAAAUAAAGUGCUAAAUAACUUUGCAUUUUUAAUUAAGCUUGUUGUAAUAUUGCCAGUAUUUUUGUCUUUUUUAGUUAAAGUCAUCUUUUUGUUCGAUUAUUGUGUAAUUACUGUGUAUUUUGACUUUAAAGCAUGUUUCUUUAAUUUAAUAUAUGCUUAUGUUUUUAAGCAAGAACAUACAUUUUUCUUAAGUUGAUAUUCUUAAUGUUAUAUAUUUUAAUAUUUAUAAAAAAAUUCAUGAUAUUCUUUGCAAUAUUGAAGCAUGAAUAUAUAAUUAUUUAAGCAUGAAAAAAUUCAUACAUUUAAAAUAAAGUUACAAAUGUAGAAGUAGCUUUAAAUAAAUUUUGGUAUAUAUACAAUAAUUUUAAAGAUAAAAAUGAAGCUAUUUGUAUAGAAAAUGAUUUAUUUGAAAAUUUGAAGCCCGAUCUAUAUAAUGAAGGCUUUUUUGAGUUUAUAGAUGAUGAACUAUAAAUAUUGCAUUUUAUAAAUAAUUAUUUGAAAGAAGAAUUAAGAAAUUUUCUGGAUUCUAUUUGAUUAUGUGUGCUUAUAAACAUGUAUAAAAUUAUCUGUGAAAAAAUAACUUGUUAAUUAUGUUAUAUAGAAAAUAUACUAUCUUAUUGUGAAUUCGCUAUAAUACUUUUCAGGGAUUGCUAGUGAAUCUUUUAAAAAGGAAAUAUUGCUGUAUAAUAUUACAAUUUAAUAAAGUUUAUUUUUUAUCACACAUAAAUAUAUGUAUAUAGAAUAUAAUAAAUGGGUUUUCUAUCCAGGUUAAUUAAGGUCAAAUUAUAUUUGAAAAGUUAGUGUCAUAUUACUAAAAGAGAUACUAAAUAAAAUAUUUAAAAUAAUUUGUAGAGUUCAUAUUUUUUAAAUAUUUUUUUAGGAAUGUAGUUAUUAACCAUUCCAACAAAACUAUUUGGAUUUAAUUCUACGAGUUAUUUAAAUUUUAAGUUAUGAAGAUCAGUAUAUUUAAAAUUUGUCAAUAUGUUAAACAAUUGCAAUUGUUGAAUUAUGCAGUUAUAUUCACAUGGUUCCAGAUUUUUGUUACAUCAAUAAUUUUUGAAGAUUUCUUUUAAGUAAAUUCGCCUUUCAUUUUAAAUAUAUAGAAAAUUUAUAUUUGCAUUUAAUUUUUCUAAUAGUUUAUUAGUUAUUAUUUUUCAUCUUUAAUUAAGCUCUAGAAUAUUCCAAAGUAACUUUAGCAUCAAAGAAGUUCAAAGACAGAAGACCCAUUCUAAAAACCAAAAGUUUCUAAUACAAUAGUGAAUUUUACUGUAGAAUAAAAUACUAUAUGCACAUUUAAUACAGCUUGUGAUAGAAGUCUCUUAAUGAAGACUGAACAGUUGUAUGAAAUAUUUUCAAAGCCAACUAUAUGAAUUUUAGAGCUGUAAACAGGGCUGGUCUUAAGCAUAUUGGGCAUAUUUGUAAGCUUCAAAAUGUUCUUUGAAACUGUAUCAAAAUUUAUAAAUUCGUUCAAUAUGUAUUUAUGUUAGUAAUGUUCUAUAAUUAAGUAAUUAUAGAAUUUUUUUAAAACAUAUUACAUAACUAUUAUUUUCAUAUAUGUAUGGAGUGACGCUACUAGGAUUUUGCAUAGAAAAUCUAAGCAUUCAUUGCUCUCAGUAUGCAAGACUGGCUCUGAUUAUAAAGUGCUGUUGCAUGCACAUUGUUUUGACAUCGAAAUGUACUGAGAUAUCGUAGAAUAACACCCAGUAGAUAAUUUAAAUAAAUAUGUUAUUAUUAUAAUAUCUUGACAAUCUGUAUAAAUUAUCCUAAUGCAAAACAUAAUGAAGUGGUUCGGGACUUUUUUUAAUUUUUUUUUUUAAUGAUGAUAGUGGGGAAUUUAAGAGCUUUGCCAAUGCUAACAUAUCUCUUGAAGAAGCUGAUUUAUAAAAAUCAUAAGCUCAAAGCAUCAUUGCAGAUUUCGAAGAAAUAGAAUUUUCCUACUACCUCUUGUGUUACAUAUUUUUUAUAGAGUUCCUUUACAUUUCUACCAUAUAAGUUUGUAGAUUUAAUAGCUUUUUCAUGAAUUGUCUAAUGUAUAGGUGCUAUAUGAAAAAAAUUAUGUGAGAAAUUUUAAAUAUAUGGAAUUCUGAAUGAGACCUGCUUCUUUGAUUCUUAGAUUUAUUGUUACUUUUUUCCUUGUACCGUCCUAAAUAUUAUCUGUAGUAGCAUAUCAUUAAAAUUUUUCACUACUAAAUCUCUGUUGAAGAGUUACAUUAUUUGAGCUUUCUAUCUUUGCAUUACUAUGUUUUGUAGAUCUAUAUAAACUGACGAUGUUCGUUUCAUUAACUAAAAAAUCAGCAAAUCAGUUUCUUAAGAAUUCUUUAUUAUUCCAAAUAUGGACAAACAGGGAAAGGGAUAUAUUCGAAUCUAAAACAUGCUUUUUGCAAACUCUUCAUUUAAUUUUGUGAAAAUAAUAAUAUAGUUAAAAUUAUAAUCAUCAUUUGAACAUGUAAAAUUAUAUAUAUAUUAACAAUAAUUGUUUAACGUGUGUGGCUUAACAUUCGUUUCAUAAAACUAUAAACGAUUUUAUACUUAACAAACAUCCAAAAUCUAUAGUUUCUAGUUCUCAAUCAGAAUUAAAUUAUUGCAAUUAAGUUUUUCAAAUAAAGUAUCUUCUGAAUAAUUACAUUUUUCCUUGUUUUUAAAAUAUUUUAAUACUUGUACUUCUAGGAUAACAUAUAGAAACAAGGAUGUUUUUUUUUAAUCAAAUAGAUUGAUAGACCCUAAUUUUAGGAGAAAAAUUAAAGAUUAGUUAGAAUCAUUGUGGAGUCCAAACAUUCAUUGAUUCUCAGUGUUGAAAAUUUCAUUAAUCUUAUUGUUUAAAGAUUUAAAAACAACUUAAUAAUGGCAUAUUUACAUACAUAAUUUUUUAUUUGUUUCCAUCUGGACACUACCUUGUAUAUCAAUUACAUUAACAAAGGAAUCUUAUUUGCAAAGCUAAUUCACACUAAUUAUAAUUAAAAUUAAGAGACUUAAAACGAUAAAUUUUGCCAGACAUUUUACGAUAAAUUACCAAAAACUGAUUUUAAGUUAAUUGAGAGGAUGCGAGUUUAAUAAGCUGUGCAUUGUACAAUGCAUAUUCAGAUAAGGAAUGACUUUAUAAAAGGGUUUAGAUAUUUAUUAAUUAAAUAAAAAGAUCUUCAAAAAACUUUGACUUUUUUAUUACUUUUACAUUUUGUCAAAAAAAAAAAAAAAAAAAAUGUAAUAGUGGUGCCACUACUUUUUCUUAACCUAUUCUGUGAUGCAUGAAAUGGUGUGUAUGUUAAUCUAUUGUAAAAGUGUGUUACACUCAAGUCACAGAGUGGGUUGUAUUUAAUGUAACAACCUGCGUGCCUUUUGUAUAAUUUGAUAUUGCCACUAUUCUAGAAUUUUUAUGAAUGUUACAAGGCUAAUGUUAACAUUUUACGAUAAAAAAAAUUCUGAAUAUUGAUUAAGACACACAAAACUUUAAGGCAAGAUGCUGGCUGCAACAAUUUUUUUCUUCUACUGAACUCUGCUAGUGCAAAUUUUUUAUAAAAAGAAGUGGUGAAAUUUUUAUAUAGAGUGAUUCAAAACUCCACACAAGUUUUAAAGCAAAUCAAAAUGAAAUAAAAAUAAUGUCCAAGAAUAUUCGAUUCUAUAAUGUUCAAAGAAGAUUGAUGAAGUUAAAGAAUUUGAAAUAAAUAUUGCCAAUGAUUUUUAUGAAUUGUACGUUUUCAAAUGGAUUGGUAUUAAUUUUUAUUGAAUAUAUACUCUUGUAACUGUUUUUAUUAAAAAGUUUAAUGCUGCAUCAGGAUUUGUAUGAUUUCCAAAUAGAGUAAUCAAAACUAAAUAUUUUUGAAUCUAAGUAUGAUUUUUUAUUUUAUUUAAAUUUAAUGAAAUAAUCAGAAAUUUUGCAUGUGAAAUUUUGAAUCAUGGAUUUUGUAUUAAGCUAAAGAUUUAUACUAGCUAUGAAAAUAUUGCAUUUAAAAUAUGGAACGAAUGUAAAUGAUUUUAAUGAAAGAUUAAUUAUUUCCGUUAGGCAGCAACAGAAAUGUGCAUAUACUGCAAAUUGAGUAAUUUUUCACCCACUUUGCAGUGCAAAGCAGUUGCACUUGCAAAUAUUUGCCCAUACUUUGGCUAGGUUGGCAGAAAAGUGACCAUUUUUUUCCCAGCAUUUUGUUUGCUGAUAACUGCUGUCAGAUGCAAUGGGAAAUUGCUGUACUUCUUUAUUUUAAAAUUAUUUUGCAUGGUUUUGAAGUUAUAACUAUAAAUUUUAUUGGCAAAAUAAAUCAUUGACAUUGUGAAUGCAACAUUUGUCCUUUUAGUACUUUUUUAAUUUGUAUUUAUUGAGAUAACUAUGUACAUUCGAAACUAUUUUUUUUUACUGGAUAUCUGCGAUUGUAGAAUUUGAAAUUAUUAAAAUAUUGGAUUGAUCUUAAAAUUUUCAUAAAGACUUAAAUUUAACAAAUUUCCAAAAUAAUAAUUUUUUUUUGUUGCAAGUUUAUCAAUAAAUAUGUUUUGUAUUUUUUAAAAUUUAAAAUUUUUACAGUUGAAAUAUUUGGCAGUAUAUUAUGAGUGAUGCAUAGUAUUGACUAAAAUCCAACAGGUUGCUUUAUUACAAAGAAGAUAUGUAGUUAUCUUUCUAUGCAUGAAAUUUUGUAUUUCUUUUCCAUUGUGUAGAUCUGUAGCACAUGUGUAUGUAUAUAUAUUUUAGCUAUAAAUUUUUUUCUCAUUAAUGAAGGAACUAUAUUUAUCAAUUUCAGUGCUGCUCAGAUCUAUGUUGUAUAUUCAUAACUUUUGUGUUAUAUUUUUAUGAAGUUAUUAAUUUUUUUUCUAAAAAUUAAUGUAUUUUAGCAUUAGUUGUUAAUAGAAAUCCAGUUUGUGUGACACAUAUGAUCAACUUUUGUUAGUAUCUUCCAGAUUUUUUUUUUAGUUGUUAAUGUUUAUGUAUUAUGUCUUAGAGCGUGGGUUCCCAAACUAUGUGUCUUGAAUUGGUUUUUAUGAGGAUAUGCCAUAAUAAGAUCUUGAAUGUAUACAUAUUAUGUCACAAUUUGCAAAAUUAUGACUUACAUAGCCUUAAUGUCUUCAUUAAGUCAUGUGGUAAGGACGACAACAACAACAAAAAAAGGUGAAGAAAAUUAAGUGCAUUAUGCAAAUAAGCAAUUUGUGUCAGUUUAAACCACAUUCAAUUAAUCAAAAUCUCAUUUUUACUGUUAGUUUUCAUUUAAGUUUACUUAUACAAUAAAUUUGAAAUGGUUCAAUAUCAUUCAUUAUUAAAUACAUUAAAUGCUUAUACAAAAGUGGCUUUUUGUUAUAUGACACCUCUUUCAGAUUACAGAGAGAUUGUGUAUUGCUUUUUUUAAAAAAAUAAUUUAAUGUGUCAAGAAUAAAGUGGGUCAUUUUGAAUUCUGUUUCUGAAAAUUGAUCGACAUGUUUAAAAGGUUGGGAACCCUUUUCUUAGAGUAUUGUUCAAAAGAAACCACCCUGCCAUCCUGUUGUCAAAGUAUAUUUAACUAAACCUUUGAAAGCUUAAUUGAAAGGCAUUGCAUUUUUUCACCAACAAUUAUAUACAUUUGUUACUCUUAAAAUGAUUUCAGAUGCUGAAAUUUGUGUUUUUAAUUUUUAUUAGUUAUAUUAAUAAAUAGAUAAGAAUCUGAAAUCUUUUGAUUUUUUAUAUUUAGAAAGUUAGUUGUAGUUCCUAAUUUAAGUUUGGAUUUUAUUGUAUUACUAGAUACGUGACUAUAUUGCUUAUACACGAUUGAUUCCAUGAAGUGUUAUUGUGGAGGACAGAUGAUUUUUCUUUACAAACGAUGAAUUUUUUUUCUUUGUUUAGAAUUUAAGUAAUAGAAACUCGUGUUGUUCAUAUUUGUAUUUAGUUUUUUUUUUUUUUUUGAAAUUUUGUUUGUUAUAAAUUUGUUUUAUUAUUUCAUCAUUGUGAAUAUUAUAUGAAAUAAAAAUUCAAAAAUUUGA